Molecule: messenger RNA, 2526 nt
Organism: Solanum lycopersicum (tomato)
Lineage: Eukaryota; Viridiplantae; Streptophyta; Magnoliopsida; Solanales; Solanaceae
Product: plant intracellular Ras-group-related LRR protein 4
Biological process (GO): signal transduction
Molecular function (GO): protein binding
Source: RefSeq, a predicted model, not a curated record
GAUGUCGUUGGAUUUUCUACAGAACCGAACAAGACACAUUUCUGUCUUAGAUAACUCAUCCUUUCUCUUCCCUUUCUUCUUCUUCUUCUUCUUCUCUCUGUUCUCCACAUUUCACGUAUACUUUCAGAAUUUUUUUUGGAUUUACUUUGGACAGAAAAGCUACUAAAUAGUGAAAAUACGGCGAAAAAUAAGCUUUACUUUGCAUGCUUUCAUGUGGGUAAAGGUUUGAAUUUGCUGUCAUCGUUGAUUGGCGCUUUCUAGAAACUUGUAGAAACGAAAAAACUUAGCUGCGGUUUUCAUUUUUUCUUGAUCUGCUGAUUGGUUUGGAUGGAGCGAAAUUCCUUGCUUUGAAUAAUACAUACAGAACAAGGAGAAAGGGCAGUCUGAGUUUAAUUUUGUGGCCGGAGUUGUAUUUAUGUCGAAUUAAUUUAUGUGGGUGUUUUUUUGUUUUCGAUAAAUUUUCAGAGAAUUAUUGAAAAUGGGGUCGUUAGGAAUGUCGAUUGAUGAGAUUGUGCAAGAAAUUAUGAGAAUUCAUGGAUCUCUACCGACAAGACCAUCGAUUGAUGAGGUUGAAGCAGCAAGAGCUUUAAUUGGAAAUCUGGAGAAAGAAGAUCAGUUGAAAAUAGAAGCUAUCAUGAGGCAAAAUAAAAGGAAAGGUGUUCCAGAAGAGCUAUUCAAAAUUUUGCAAGAGAUGCAGAGGAACGCUCUUCUUUUUCAGAGUAAAGAACAAAAGAGGGAGGCCUUGAAACUUUUAGAUCUCGAGAAUAUUCACAGUGUGUUCGACGAUUUGAUUCAGAGAGCUACCAAAUGUUUGCCUUCUAAAUCUCAUGAUAAUGACCCGUCUUCUUCUUCUUCUUCAAUUGAACCUAAUGAUUUGUCUUUGGCAAACCAAGUUUCCUUCUCCGGCAACAGCAACAGACGCCUUGAAUCUCCGGCAACCACAACUGCAGCUGCUUCUUCGUCGAGUUUUUAUAACUCAAAAGACUCUAUUAAAGCGUCCGAACUGUAUAGUAGAGACGACAGUUACUUGAAUAAGGCAAAAGCCACGUUUCUUGUGGAUGGAAUUGGUGUUGGACUUCGAUCUGGGGAUGCUUCAUCAGGGCCUAAGAUUGUUGAUUCCACCUUAAAGCCGUCGGCGAUAAGUGGUCAAGAUGGUGAGAAAUUAAGUUUGAUUAAGCUUGCUAGUAUGAUUGAAGUGUCAUCCAAAAAAGGAAGUAGAGAGCUUAUGCUACGGAAUAAGUUAUCUGAUCAAGUAGAAUGGCUUCCAGAUUCUAUAGGGAAGCUAUCGAGUUUGAUCACUUUGGAUCUGUCUGAGAAUCGCAUUACGGUCCUACCCACCACCAUAGGGGGGCUUUUAUCAUUGCAAAAGCUAGAUUUGCACUCAAACAAAAUUGUUGAACUGCCUGAUUGUAUUGGAGAUCUUCUUAACUUGGUGUAUCUUGAUCUCAGUGGAAAUAACUUGAAGUUGUUGCCCGCGAGUUUUGCUAGGUUAGCUCACCUUCAAGAACUUGAUUUGAGCUCUAACAUGCUAUCAGUACUCCCUGAGACAAUUGGCUCCUUAGUAAGUCUUAAGAAAUUGAUUGUGGAAACUAAUGACCUUGAGGAACUUCCUCACACUAUUGGUCAAUGUACUUCGCUCAAAGAGCUUCGUGUGGACUACAAUCAUCUUAAAGCACUUCCUGAAGCAGUGGGACGACUUGAGUCGUUGGAGAUUCUGACUGCGCGGUACAAUAACAUCAGACUGUUGCCUACAACUAUGUCAUCCCUUACAAGUUUGAAAGAGCUGAAUGUUAGUUUCAAUGAAAUCGAAUCAGUGCCUGAGAGCUUGUGUUUUGCUACUUCACUGGUAAAGCUGAACAUAAGCAACAAUUUUGCAGACCUGAGAUCACUACCAAGGUCCAUUGGUAACCUUGAGUUGCUCGAAGAAUUGGACAUGAGUAACAACCAGAUACGCGUUCUUCCAGAUUCUUUUAGGAUGCUCUCAAGUUUGCGGGUCCUUAAAACUGAUGGAAAUCCUUUGGAAGUUCCACCAGGAAGCGUCCUUGAGAAGGGAGCACAGGUUGUUGUACAAUAUAUGUCUGAUCUGGUUGCUAAUAGAGAUGUAAAGACGCAACCCGCAAAGAAGAAGAAGAAAUCAUGGACUCAUAUAUGCUGUUUUUCAAGUUCCAACAAACGCCAGCGCAAUGGCAGUAUGGACUAUGUUAAUGCAUGAUGUGUUCCAGUUCCUCAUAAAUCUGGGAAAUGAGCUGUGAUUUGGCUGGACGAAAGCUGCAAAAAUUUCAGUUGAAUUCAAAUAUUUUUGCCAGCGAGAUUCAAUCAACUUUCUUGUUGUUCCAGAUCACUGCCACGUGGUUUUUUUAAAUUCUCAUUUCAUUGUGAUAAUUCUUUUAAUGCUCUUUCCUGUAUUUUCCUCGAUUAUGUAAAAAUAUGAAAUGAGAUGUAAAAUCUUAUCUUAUUUUUUGACUUUCAAUAUAUUCAAUGGAUUUCUGAUUUGUUGAAUAAAUUGCAAAAGUCAGCCUGAAUUAA